UGUGUUGCCGAGACAUUUGUCCGCCUAACACCGGAAGCGGAAAUAGACGACAAAGUAAGUUCCAACACUUAGCUGCUGGCAAAGUUCGUCGCUUUGUUUUUGUGGAAACGGUGAUGUACGCCUAAUCUAAACCGCCGCUUAUUUUCCUGAAUUGACGAACAAUGGCCAAAGAAAAGCGACACAAGAGAAGGGAUUCACCGGAAGUGAAAGUUAAGGUGAAACAAGAGAAGCUGAGCCCGGAGAGGCCGCGAAAAACACGCCGCUCACCAAGCAGCAACACAAGUCCACCUAGGAGGAGACCGAGCAGGUCACCUGGCAGGACAAGGGACCGACGAGGCAGCAGAAGCCCUCGAAGGAGAAGCCGAAGUCCGCAUCGUAAUGCUGAUGUCAAGUUAAAGCGGGAGCGUGAAGAGCACCGCUCUGCCGGAGAUGACCACAGAAGAAGAAACGAGCUGCCGGAGGAAAGGCGUAGCAGGUGGGAAUCAGACCGGCCUCAGGAGAGAGACCGCAAUGGCGGCCGACGCCGGGAAAGGGACGCAGCAUCUUCCCAGCAGGCCGAGCGUCGGCACCAUGAUGAGCAGCGCAGGGAAAACCGUCGGCAGCGUGAGGAAAACCAAGAGUUUGAUUUUGGGCAACCCAACAGCGGAGGUAACAGCCCGUCUGCGCCUCCUGCUGACAAGGAGAAACCAAACUUUGGUCUGUCGGGAGCGCUUACGGAAGACACAAACACGUUCCGCGGAGUUGUUAUUAAAUACAAUGAGCCGCCCGAGGCUCGCAUUCCCAAACGGCGGUGGCGGCUGUACCCUUUCAAGAACGACGAGCAACUUCCAGUCAUGUACAUUCACAGACAGAGUGCCUAUCUGAUGGGACGACAACGCAAAAUUGCCGACAUUCCCAUUGAUCAUCCAUCCUGCUCCAAGCAGCAUGCAGUAUUCCAGUACAGACUUGUGGAGUUCACACGGGCCGACGGCACCACGGGGCGCCGGGUGAGGCCGUACAUCAUCGACCUGGGCUCGGGCAACGGUACUUACCUUAACAACCAGCGCAUUGAGGCACAGCGUUACUACGAGCUCAAAGAGAAGGACGUGCUCAAGUUCGGCUUCAGCAGCCGCGAAUAUGUCCUCCUGCACGAGUUCUCCGACACCAGCGAGGUGGAUGCUCAGCAAGUGGAAGAAGACGACGACGAAGGCCUUGACGAAGUUACUAACGAAUCAGCAAGUUAAUUUUUUUUUUUUAAUCUGUGGGAACAGUUAACUACAAUACUAUUGUGUAUAGAUUGAUGUAUUCCCUUUUUUUAAUUUUAUCUGAUCAGAGGGCUCACAGCGGUAAAUGUACAUUUACAUUUUUGUACUGUAAAUAAAGUCUGUGAAGUAUUCA
Messenger RNA from Doryrhamphus excisus (bluestripe pipefish), 1377 nucleotides. It is a transcript of the gene snip1, whose product is annotated as Smad nuclear interacting protein. Gene Ontology annotation, molecular function: protein binding. NCBI's taxonomy places the organism in Eukaryota, Metazoa, Chordata, Actinopteri, Syngnathiformes, Syngnathidae. The record is from RefSeq and is a predicted model, not a curated record.